UGCCUGCUCUAUGGUUGUUUGCAUCCGCCAUAGGUGGCAUACCGUAGAUAUGUCGCCCAGCCAAAUGGACCCGAUUUUAAGCUGGCCGGACGUCUGAGUGUUUUGCUUGUAUCGUUAAUCGCAUUUACUAAUCGCGGAUUACGCACUACUUGAAUCACAGCAUUAACUUGCUUUGGUGACACUUUGUGCGUAGAUAUGCACGUGCGCCGAUUCGGGUCCUGCGUGCAAAAAAACUUGCAGCCAGAGUUGAGCCGCAAAUAUGGGCUUUCACGAAGCACUUUACCCGAAACACGCAGUGAUCUCUUUGAGAUACAGCAAUUGCUGUAGAUUUAACUUCACUUUACGUUUGCCUAGGUGCGUUUGGUUGUUUGCCCACGCCGAGACUGAAGCCAGCAAUCUUCAACACGCUUCUUCGGCACCGGAGAUGAGUAAGAGCGUCGCAUAACAGGCCGCUUACAUUAGAUUGGUAUCUGCAACAAUCUACUUUAAAAUAUAGCGAGAGUCUCCGGGGCCGGCAGACGCGAAGAUGCUCUGCAAUACAAAAAUGGUUUAUCAGUUGUCGGCGCUGGUCCCGAAAAGCAAAAUGUUUCCAGCAAGAUCUAGUCCUAUUUGCCUGACAACUUCAAUUUGAACGCAAGAGUUCUACUUCGGAACCGAUUGUAAACACAUUUGGCAUCAUUGAAUGCAAUGACGAAAAGCUCGAAACAUUUAUGAUCGAGAACUAUGUAAAAAAGAUACGCCAGAGGCUCUUCGUGCCUCCGAACAUUGCCACGAGUGUCUAUAGACAUUGGUAAAAUCUCAAGCACCACUGGUAAAAGGUAGUCCAAUGAGCUGAUGAUGUUGAUACCUACAGAACAUGGUAUAUUGAGUAUAUGUAUUUAGAUUCGUUGAACGACCUUCGGAUAGCUAGUUUAACCGUUAGCUCAAAUGUAAUGACAAGGUAAUGAUAUUUUAGCGCAUCUUGUGAAGCUUGAGAUUCACACAAAGACACUCUUUGUUUUAGCAGUUCGAAAGUUUCCGAAAAUCGUUCCGACGUAUUAAAGAUAUUUCUCUUAGAUCCAGCAUUUUUCAAGCCGUUUUCAAGGCCAAUUGGAUCCGCGUUUAGGUUGUGCUUAGCUCCCGUAGUUCGUGCUUAGCGAGAUCCGCACGACAAAAAGUGGUGAAUCGUCGGGCCCUUUGCUUUCUCUAACUCCUUACACAAAUAGACUUCCAGAAUCAACUCUUCCUCCGUGGCUCAAUAUUAUCAUCUCUGAUCCGUACAUAAGCCGGCAAACCUACUCUCACUUUUAUCCUGUUCCUCUUACUAUUCCAUUGUUGCACCAGUUGGUUGUGCCAAGUGAAUUUCCCAUCUGUUCUACGAUCAGUCUAUAUUUGUAUCUAUUUAUCCACACUGGCCCCCUGCGCUGAGUCUUCUUUCUCUUUCCCGCCACACGGAGCCUCCUCUCCACGAUUGACUCCUCCUCGCCCACUAUGACAUCGCUGUAGUGGCGGUGACGGCACCCGUGGCUUCAGCAUCACUCGUUAACAAACAGCACUUCGCUAGCCGGAAUAGCGGAGUUGUUAGAUUCCGUCAAAUCGGGAUUGGGACUGCUUUUUGCCGUCGCUUUGACCAGCGCAUAUAGAAUUUUGCUCUCGCAACUGUAGUUGAACAACAAUCGCACUGGCCAGUUUUAUUUUUUCCUGUCUUGGAUUUCCCUUAAAUAAAUUGCGUCAAGUUAGUCGCUGUCUGGUAGCGCCAUCUCAGUUGUCUCCAGUUGAUCUCGAUUCGAUUGCUUGCUUCACUGCCCUUUGUUUAAUUCGAUUUGUUACCGUUGCGAGUAUCCGCAAGUGCUGUCGACAUGACGCAAGGAAGAUCUGUGUUGGCGAUUAUCUGACCAGUCAAUGAGAGUGACAACGGAACAGGCCAAUAUAGACGAAUUAUAGAGUGUAUCACCGGUUGCCGCUUGGAUUGUUUCUGUGAUGCUUACGGUGUAGCUUGGUGUUUACGAGACUUCCUACCCAGGCUGUUGUCGCUGCCCAGUAUAACCACGAUAAGUGCGCUCUGAUAUGAGGUGACUGAAGGAGUGAAGACUGGAAAUAGGGGCUGCGCAACAACAGUAUCCAUAUCUGUGGGUAGGCAAACAUUUCUGUAUAAUAGUAGUCGUUAGAAGUGCAAACGCUUUGUAGAAAAUAGAACGAUCGACACGGCGGCUUACCACUACAGUUAUAUCGUACAAAUAGUAUAGCGCUCAAAAGCAACUUCAACAUGGUGCAGAGUUGCGGACUCGCUUGCAUUAAAACGUUAUUGUUCGUGUUCAACUUUCUGUUCGCGGUAUGCGGCAUAGUGGUCAUCGUGUGCGGCGCGGUAUCCCUGCACUUCAUGAAGGGGACAGGCCCUCUCAUUGGAGAGAACUACGUCAGCGCUCCCAUAGCUCUUAUAGUGAUCGGUGUAGCCGUAUUUCUGCUUGCUUUCUUAGGAUGCUGUGGCGCUUCUCAGGAGAGCUACUGCAUGCUCACGAUGUUUUCAACGUUGCUGUUCUUAUUGUUGUGUGCCGAGAUCACAGUCGGCGUUCUGGCCUUCGUCUAUCGCGGCAAAGCGAAGGAGAUCACCGAGCAGCAGUUAAGAGCAUCAAUGCGCGACUAUUACAAGCGUGGCGAGGUCAAUCCGGCAAAGCAAGCUUGGGACUUUGUACAGAAGCAGCUGGAGUGUUGCGGAGUGACUUCAUCCACGGACUGGGUCAACCUGGAGCAACCCGCUAGCAUACCUGAGUCCUGCGGUGCUAACCCGAGCGCACGCCCGGGCUGUAUGGAAAUGCUUGUUCAGAAGGUCGAGAAGUUCUCCGUGUACGUCGGCAUAGCUGGCUUCGUCAUUGGCGCUAUUGAGCUGAUAGGCAUCUGCUUUGCCUGUUGUCUGGCCAACGGGGUCAAAUCAUAAAUCGAUAAUCGAGUGUACGUUUGAGGUCGAAGUAACAGCAGUCAAAAUGAUUCAAGAAGAAACAUGACGAUACCAGUCGAACUGUGGAUGUGCAUCUAUUACAUUGUUAAGCCCAUAGAAAAAUUAACGUGAAGAAGGUACUAAUAUAUAAAUCAUAAAAUUCAUUGAAUGGAACCGAACGAUUAGAAAUCAAACGAGCAUAGAACGGUGAAAAGUUCACUAUUUGUACCAUGAUGUGCGAUGCAUGACCACUUGGUCGAUAGAUGUAUCCCUAUAUAAAAACCAGGGAGGGAACCAGCCAAGGGCGAGCUGUAUACGGGGAUUGUGUAUAGGUAUGCGGUACCUGAAAAAGAUAAAGAAUAAAUGUCGAAUGUAUAGAUAAAAUAUCCAUGAAAACUUCUUGAACUAGAGCAGAAAGAAAAGAAACUUCUGGACAUCAACGACAGAUUGAUUCCCCAAUGCAUUUCAGUGUGCCUGAUCGCUGGAACUUCAUUACGAGCCCGAGUUACGGGAGUACUAAUGAUGUGUUUUUACUGAAGUAAAUUAGUGAACUUACAAUAAACUCGAUUUGUAAAGUAACUCCUCAAUGAUCCUGCGCUCCAUGUCAAGCGAUUGUGCUCCCAACGACAAACAUGUGCCUGACAGAGGACGGUGGAUACCUUUUAGCUUUAACGACUGUCUACAUUCUCUCUGGUAAAGCACAAUUCUAAAAGUUGACUAAAGACACACAUUACACAUAACGGAUGCAGGCACUGGUGAUAAGGCGCAUUGUGUCAUUUAUUACGGACGUAUAACGUCGAAACGUGCAGGGAAAACAAACAGUAUUCAUUGAAUAAUCGAAGAGUUGAUGAGGUAAAUGGAGACAAAGUGAUGAGACAUAUGUGCAUAUACCUUAAGUUUGGUACUCCGCUAAUCACCAGCGCCGAACGACGAAGUGGACAAAGCCUAUUUAGUAAGUCUGCUUGACUAAUGACAAUUUCACGUUUGGCGAAUGUCCUUCCGAGCCAAUGGAGAAAUAAAAGGACCGGUUACCGUAACAUGCACAUAACGCAACAAGCAACAUUAUAUAUAGUUUAUACAACAAAUAUGAGCAUCGGAAGAUAAUUAAUUCGUUGAGAAAGUAAAAGUCCUUUUAAAAGAAUUGAACGAAUACAGUGGCAACAAUGCGCGAUAAGGAAUCCGAUUGAUUGCAUUUGCGCCAUUGCUACAUCCACCGCGUGUUAUAUAUAUAUAUAUAUAUAUAUGUCGAAUUUAACUCAAGACGUCACCAAUUAGAAACAUGCGAUUUUGCAGGUACGACAUCGUUUCCAAAGCUAGAAAACUAUUGGUAAACUAAUUCUGAAAAAAUCAGGUAAUUUUCUUGUUGUUUCAAAAAACAAUUGAGCCGUCAUUUAUAAUUAAUUUUCUGGUACCUUUUCAAAAUAUCUUAUUUUAUCAUUAUACAUACUUAUUUACAUGUAUCCAGUACCUCGGUGCGGAUGGCUUCUUUUAUACUAUAAUAAAAGUUAUUACUAGUUUUUCUUUUUCUUUACUGAAGCACUGUGAUUUAGAAGUUGACCCUUGUUGUCCUUUUGCUGUAACCCGGCGGAUCGCUAAAUCAUCAGUUCGAUUGGAAACUAAUUAUCCAUUAGACGCUGUGAAUGAGGCGAGACCUCGAAAAAGUUCGGCUGUAGAAUAUUUCUGUCAUGUAAAAACAUGAUUAAAAAAAUCAUUCGUGCGCCCAUAUAACCAUCGACACCACAUCAUCUUUGCUACGGAAAUUUGUGCUGUAAAAGUAGCAAGACGACGCGUCAUUACGUACGAGAACGUUUCCACUCUAGUCAGAAUCCCGUGUGGUUAACAAAAGAGGAAUAUAACUACACAACGUUUAUCCAUAAACAGUUACGUACAUAUAACAUGUAUUAUGAUUAUUAUUAUUAUUGCGUGUAAGUAUUAACUAUUGUCGGUGACACAACUGCUAUUAAGAUCCAACUGUCGCAUCCAAUGGAACGUUACUUGAUAGGGAAAAAGCAAGAUAAGUUGAAUCGUAGCAUUAAAAUCUGUUACUGUCUUGCCCUUUUCGGCUCUAAUCUUAUCCUGAAACGAUUAUUACUGCAGUCAGCUUUUCGGUCAAAUUUCUAUAUAUAACUUUAGUUAAAGUUGGAGAUCUUGCCUGAAUCCAAACAGAGGGUUGGUAAUUGAACGCCUUGUGCGGCCGACUGAUUGCCGGCUGCGAACAUUUUCAAUCCCAUGGUUUUAUAUAAUGUUAGAUAUUGAUGACAGAAGUAUAUUUAUUGUGUCAUAUAUUGUAAUCUUUCAUAAACGGUUUCAGUGCCACAUUUUCAGUCAUUUUGAUCUGUUCUUAGUACAUUUCUAACUUGAUUUUUACUACUCCGAGUAGUGCCGGUAGUUGGUGUGUCUAAGGAUUUUCGUGUAUUUCGUAUGGCCUACCUUAUAUUUUUGCUGUAAUAGUUAACGAACCUCCUAAAAGAGCGUUCGUUUCUAGUUUUCGUAUCGUCAUCGCGGUGUUACGUCCUUCUGAUUCAUCCCAACCGUUUCGGUAGCUCCGUCAAUUAUAAUUACUACCAUGCCAUCAUGACAAAAUCCUCAAAUUAAUAUGCGAUAUUAUGUAUAUCCGUUAAUGCAUGUGAAAGGAAUACUUUUAAGCUUAGGCGCUGAAUUUUUGUAGGUCAGCGGACUAUACAAGCUAGGGGGUAAACCUAGGUUAUGCAUAUGUAUCCAGACUUUCACCGGCUGCGGUGCCGUUUUAGCUAGCAGCAUAUCUUACACAGCUUUGGGCGAAUUACACCCACGUCAAUCGGCUUGACCGAUGUCGCUUUACAGAAAUGGAUGCACUUUUUAAUGCUUGCUAUUGACGUCUAACUGAUCCAGCUAAAUCGAGCUGCAAAAAGAGGUCGUAAAACGUAUAGUAAUGGGAUGGGUUGACGUGACCAACAGAAGCGUCUUGGAUUUGGUUUGUUCGUUGUCUGUCUGACUGUUGAAAAAUUAGAGCCGAGUAGGAACACUAAGUUAAGCUUUUAGGACACAGGCAUGAACACACAAAAAUAUAAGCUGAUCAAUAUCCACGCAACAGCUCACAGCAAACGUUCUAAAGACGAAGACGACAGUUGUAGUGGUGCGCAAAAAUAGAAACAAGCACCCGUGAUAAUGGCCGAAUAUAGUUCUUCGACAAGCACAAUAAUCCGAAAUUGAUAGACAUUUAUACGCUAACGAGGAUUGUUACUACACCGAGAGACAAAGUACGACAGACCGAUCAUCGCGGGUCAUACAGUAAAGGAAACGGAUUGCAAUUCAAAUUGCAGUUUCAACGCAAGGGACAGUUUGUAGCAAUUUAUAUGAAUGAAAAAUGAUAAUAGCUUCAAUCAUUAUUAUAAUACGAUUGAAGAGAAAUGAGAUAAUGGAUAUGAAGAGUAAAUAUAGCUAAAAAAAUACAUACAAAAAUGAAUUAAUAUAUAAUGGUAGAUGGUUGGGAUGAAAACAAGGAAUACCCUCAUAAAAAAUCAACGGCGACUGUCAGAGAAAGAAAUCUAUAUUGGUACCACUAUGAUUACGUAAGAGCGCAAGAGUAUGGAAAAAAAACAAUACAACAGCAAUAGUAUCACAGCAGUAACUUUUUGGGUAAAAAAUGAGACGGAUAAAAAAUGUUCAAUGACAAUGUUUGCUACGGUGUUUGGCUAUGUUAUUGAAGUAAUAAAGUUUAUUAUUUAUAACCCCAAAGAAGUGUCUAAAUCUAAAUACAAC
Molecule: messenger RNA, 6655 nt
Organism: Varroa destructor (honeybee mite)
Lineage: Eukaryota; Metazoa; Arthropoda; Arachnida; Mesostigmata; Varroidae
Product: CD63 antigen-like
Cellular component (GO): plasma membrane
Molecular function (GO): microtubule severing ATPase activity; ATP binding; ATP hydrolysis activity
Source: RefSeq, a predicted model, not a curated record